GGCCUGCGAGCUCCCCGGCCGCCCCCGCACCCCGCGGCCCUGAGGCGGCCCGGGCCCGGCGGGAGCGGGCCGGGCCAUGCCGAGCAGGCCGCCUCGCCAGUUUGAAAGUACCUCUGCGCUCCCGACCGCGCUCCCUAAAUGGUUGUCGCUUCCCACCUCCCACGGAGGGAUGAGUUAGGCUGGAGCUGGCGCCGACGCGGGUCCCCGCGCAGAGCCCUCGGUAAGCCAAGAGAGCUGCUCCCUGRGCUGCUUCCUGCGCCCUUCCCGAGUGUGAGCACAUCACAGCCAGCAAAGAGAAGAGCCUCCUCUUGUCUUCAAGGCACUUGCCUCUGCCUGCUGUUCUUUUGUCCAAAAGAAGGAAAACCAGACCAAAUCAGUCCAUAAAGAACUUGUGCUGAUCUAAGGAGGAGGCUCCGGUGUCUCAGUCGCCUCUUUACUUCCCAAGAUCCUGGCUGUGGGCUGGAUUUCUGGGCUCARAUUCAGGGGAUCAGUUUUUGGGAAUCAGGAUCUCAGAAUCUUUCGGUUUUGCUUUUACUUGAACCCUUUCAACCGGGAAGCUGAAGCUAUCACUGCUAAAUUCCCAUUUUUUUUUCCCAAGCAUGUCAGAAAGCUGGCAGCAGCAACAGCAGCAAGCACAGCAGCCGCCACCACCGCAGCAGCACCACUCUGGGGCAGCCGCCCUCCCAGAUCACUCCAUCCCUCCCAGCACUGCUGACAACCCCUUGGGCUGUGCUGUCUACGGCAUCCUGCUCCAGCCAGACCCCGGACUGCAGCACCACCAGCACGCCCCCAUCCAGGCUGGAGAGCCAUCCCACAAAUGCGGUGUGUGUGGCCAUGACCUCGCUCACCUCUCCAAUCCCCACGAGCACCAGUGCUUGCCAGGCCAUGACCGCUCUUUCCAGUGUACCCAGUGCCUGAAGAUCUUCCACCAGGCCACCGACCUCCUCGAGCAUCAGUGUAUCCAGGUGGAGCAAAAGCCUUUUGUGUGCGGAGUCUGCAAGAUGGGUUUCUCCCUCCUGACCUCGCUGGCGCAGCACCACAACGUCCACAAUGGCAACGCCAUGAAGUGCUCCAUCUGUGAGAAGACCUACAAACCUCCYGAGGUAGAGCAUCCACAGCCUCUCGACCCCUCGGAGAAGCCCUACAGCUGCUCCAUCUGUCAGAAAACCUUCAAGCACCUCUCRGAGCUGUCCCGGCACGAGCGCAUCCACACGGGUGAGAAGCCGUACAAGUGCACGCUGUGCGACAAGAGCUUCAGCCAGUCCUCCCACCUGGUGCACCACAAACGGACGCACAGCUCGGAGCGGCCCUACAAGUGCACGGUGUGCGAGAAGACCUUCAAGCACCGCUCGCACCUGGUGCGCCACAUGUACGCACACUCGGGGGAGCACCUCUUCAAGUGCAACGUCUGCGAGCUGCACUUCAAGGAGUCCUCGGAGCUGCUGCAGCACCCCUGCACGCCCAGCGGGGAGCGGCCCUUCCGCUGCGGGGARUGCCAGAAGGCCUUCAAGCGCCCCUCGGACCUGCGGCAGCACGAGCGCACGCACAGCGAGGAGCGGCCCUUCAAGUGCGACCUGUGCCAGAUGAGCUUCAAGCAGCAGUACGCGCUCAUGCGCCACCGCCGCACGCACAAGGCYGAGGAGCGCUUCAAGUGCAACCUGUGCGAGAAGGGUUUUGUGCAGCCCUCGCACUUGGUGUACCACCAGCACGUGCACGGCAUAGAGAACCUCUUCAAGUGCAACGUGUGCCAGAAAGGCUUCAACCAGUCCUCGGAACUGCUGCGGCACAAGUGCGUGCAGAACGCGGAGCGGCCCUUCAAGUGCGCGGUGUGUAACAAGUCCUACAAGCGGGCCUCGGCUCUGCAGAAGCACCAGCUGGCCCACUGCGCCGAGAAGCCGCUCAAGUGCACGCUCUGCGAGAGACGUUUCUUCUCCUCCUCGGAGUUCGUGCAGCACCGCUGCGACCCGGCCCGCGAGAAGCCCCUCAAGUGCCCCGACUGUGAAAAGCGGUUCAAGUACGCCUCGGACCUGCAGCGCCACCGGCGCGUGCACACGGGCGAGAAGCCCUACAAGUGCUCCUCCUGYGAGAAGGCCUUCAAGCAGCGCGAGCACCUCAACAAGCACCACAGCGUGCACGCCCGCGAGCAGCAGUACAAGUGCAUGUGGUGCGGGGAGCGGUUCCUGGACUUGGGGCUGCUGCAGGAGCACAGCGUCCAGCACACGGCCGAGGGUGCCUACCAGGUGGCUGCCUGCUUGCCAUGAGCCUCCCGUCCCGCGGCGGCUUUCAGCUUGCAUGGGACRCUCCCGAGCCUCGGCCUCCCCUUCCCUCUCCUCGGGUGUUGGCAACCUCCAGGGAAUGUGGGGGAAAGGGGAGGUAUGGUGUGUGGGCAGGUAAACKUUCCUGUGGCCCCAGUGGUUGAUGUGCCACCUGUAUCGAAGUAGCAGCAGACAGCAUGAACAUCUCAAAGGGGUGGAAAGGAAAGGAAGGGGAUGGAGAGAGGAAAUGAUGCCUGUAUAUGCCUGGUGUUCCCUGGACUGUAGUUCAUGCUGUACCUGCAGUUCCAGUCCUGGGAGCUCAGCUGCCUGUUGCAAGCACCAGCUCUUUGUGUGCAGCCUUUUUCCCCUGUCCUGCCUGGCAGGGUYGGUGGAGAGGGCUGGGUGACUCCUCCUGGAGAGGGCUUAGGAGCAAGGCAGAGCCAGCUCUCCCUUGUCCCAGGGUGUGCUGCUCAGCGUGGUGGUAGCAGGUUUCUGCUGCUGGGGUCUCCCAACUUGGUCCAAGCUCAGUUGAGGGCAUCAUUUCAGAUUGCUAGUGUUGAUUGACCACCCCAACCUCCCCUGCUCUCCCUCCUUCUAGAGUGUUGAAAGGGAAAAGCCAUGGGGCUGCACAGCUCCAAAAAGCACUUUGGCAUUGCUGCUUUUGCAGUCGCUGGCUGUCACACUCUGCAGGGGUUCUGAGUGAGCCUGCCUGCCCCUGUCUCUGCCAGCUGCACAGGGAACUGUAGGCAGCACAGUGCUGCUACCAGAAAGCAUGGCAAGGAGCACUGGCACAGUCUGCCCAGGAGGAGGCCAUGGAUUCUCCAUUCUGGAGACAUUCAAAACCCACCUGGACGUAUUUCUGUGUAACCUGCUUUAGGUGACCCUAACUUAGCAGGAGGGUUGGACUAGAUGAUCUCUAAAGGUCCUUCCAACCCUAACAAUUMCAUAAUUCUGUGACAGCAUUCAUACCCUGCUCCCAACCAAGAGCUUGGCAUUUAAGAGCUGCUUCCCAAGGGACCCAGCCCCUCCUGCUGAGACUUGCCCCCAGCCCCUUUUGUUCCCCAURGGCUGUUAGUGGCACCUCCAGCAGGGUCAGGCAAAGAGCUGCCACAGCUCCAACACUAAUGGGUGAGWUAAACACUACAAUAACCUACAACUGCAGAGGUGUUGCCAUGGCCAGCAGUAACCCACAGCAUGUGCCAGGGGCUUGGUGUCUGAUUUGCUGGAGGAACCAGAGCAAGCCAGGAGAAUCCUUUCRGACUGCAGGCUCAGCUCCAUGGGAAGGGCAAGGUUAGCAGUGGCUAAAGGAGAGGUCUAUUUUUUCCCUUCUUGCGGGAGUCCUGUUUUACCCCUUUCCCCUUUCUUUACCUCGUCUGUAUUUUUCAGGUUUUGCACACUUCUUGUAAACAUCACUUAAAAAUAAAUCUCCCCUAGCAAGGUUGAUGCAGCCUCAGGUGUUUUCCUCUGCAGGAAUUUGCUGGCUUCUCAUGUCCAAGAGAUCCAUUACAUAUCAGUUAGAUGCCUUGAAGGUUGAAGAUGUGCUUACUAGGUUGUCCCCCAGCAUUCCCCUCUUUAUCUUUGGAGAUAUUAAGAUGUUAAGUAUCCAUCUGUGGAGAUGUUCAGUCCCUGACUGGAUGUGGUCCUGGACAACCUGCUGUAACUGACCCUGUGCAAGCCAGGAGUUGGAGCUGAUGAUCUUCAGAGGUCCCUGCCAGCCUCAGCUCUUCUGUGGUGUUGGCUGGUGCUCUUCUGGGGUUGUAGUGAGCUGCCAGUUGUGAACAGCGGCCAGUUAGUUGCCCAUGUGCUGCACAAGUGAUUAGUACAAGGUUAAUAACUCUUGUCUGUGGCAAGUGUUGACAGAUUAACUUUGCAGAGGGUUGGACUGGGCCUGCAUCUCUGUUGAGGGAUACUUGUCUGAAAGAUGGAGAAAGGCUUUAGUUUUCCAUUUCUGGCACAGUGAGAGGGAACARGGUGCAUUUUCAGGGGCUGGGACAGUGCAGUGACAGGUUAGACCCUGGGGCUGAGUCAUUUGCAACUUUAAGGAGAUCAAAACAGACUGUACUCUCUGCUGCCCAAGGAAGAGGGACCCGUGAUGGUUGUCUUACUUUGUGCUGCCUCAAAGAUGUAGAACUUCCUACCAAGAGUUCCAUCUGUGUUUCUUUUUCCUCUUUUUUUUUUUUUUUGUUUUACCUUUUCUUUUUUAAAGCAGUUUGUUAAAAUUCAUUAAAAAACUGUAUAGUUUAACUUGAUGUCAUACUGGAUCUUUAAAAAAAAAAGAGAUGUGGUAACUUGGAUUUUUAAAGMGCUCUUUAGUUCUAGAUAGCUGGUUUUUGCUAUUUAAUAUGUAGUAAGUUCAGUGUAUGCUUUUCUGUAGGAGUAAAAGAGAGUCCAAACCAAGGAAGGCUAAUCCUGUCUUYACAGAAGGGUUUGGUGGUGAUGGAGGCUGCAAGUGUGGGACCAGAUGAGGACUGUGGCACCUACCUGAACCCUGGCUGUGUUCCUGUCUUGGACCAUGGUACACUCUGCUCUUACCCAGCACAGCUGCCACAGGUCCAGUGGCUGCCCUGAGCCCUUGAGCACAGCACUGGCAGCCAGGAUCAGUGCCCAGGGCUCAGAGCUUGCAGAGAGGCUCAUCUUUGGUAGGAGGAGGAGGGUGGGAGAUGGAGGUGGCUGCAGCCUCCAUUGGCUUUUGUGCCUCUGCUGCUUCUUUCUGGGGCAGCUGCUGGCUAGAGGAGGGUUUAGAGAAAUCAUGACCUGUUUGUGCCCUGCUYCCUUCCCUCCCCAGGAGCCCGAGGGGGCUGCCUGGGUGACUGGCUGGCAYCUGGAGCAGAGGAGGAUGGUGGUGAGUCCCAGACACAGCUCUACACUGUGCAGGUGCCACAUCCUGUCCCCUUGGUAUAUCUGGACCUGGGGACUGUUGGGGGAUGUUUCUCUUGUGCUGAGCAGCUGGGAAAGCCCUGUGAGGAGCUGUGGCUCUGCUUAGGAUGUGGCAACAUCCUGAUGAGACUCAUCAGGGCUGUGUGCAUGGGGCCCGGUGUCAGGGAGAGAAGGGGGUGCAGGGGAAAGCUUGGCAGAGAUGAGCCCAGGUCCAGGUCAUCAUCUGGUGCCUGAGAAUAGGUGCCUCCAGGUUCAAAAACAUCUUGGUGCAGGAUUAGAGCCUCAUUGUUAGGACUGGCUGUGAGUCCAUGGUGACUCACUCUUUUGUUUUGUUUGCUGCCCUGCAGCAGCCCAAAUCCAGCAAAAGCCCAUGGAGAAUAUGCAACUUGAGCUUGCAGGUGGAGGAUCUGUGCAGGAUGGGCACUUGAGUGGCCACUGAGAGCUUUGGGUAUAUUUUUAUARGAGCAUUUUCUAUUUGGAAGCAGCAGUGUUGCCUGCAGGGGUAGGGGAAGCAGGUCCAUCUCCGUUGCUGUGCCUUUAGGUCGUGUUUGGUCCAGUGAGGUGGUGGAAGCAG
Molecule: messenger RNA, 5706 nt
Organism: Malurus melanocephalus (red-backed fairy wren)
Lineage: Eukaryota; Metazoa; Chordata; Aves; Passeriformes; Maluridae
Gene: ZNF319
Product: zinc finger protein 319
Exons: 2
Coding region: 600-2261 (553 amino acids)
Biological process (GO): regulation of transcription by RNA polymerase II
Molecular function (GO): RNA polymerase II cis-regulatory region sequence-specific DNA binding; DNA-binding transcription factor activity, RNA polymerase II-specific
Source: RefSeq, a predicted model, not a curated record